Halichondria panicea is the source of this 2038-nucleotide messenger RNA. Its product is annotated as HHIP-like protein 1. The coding region runs from base 96 to 1910 and encodes 604 amino acids. The transcript has 7 exons. NCBI's taxonomy places the organism in Eukaryota, Metazoa, Porifera, Demospongiae, Suberitida, Halichondriidae. The record is from RefSeq and is a predicted model, not a curated record.
UCUAAUAAUUAUACAAAAAAGGAAGAAGAAGCCAUAAAUUAUGGCACCAUCAAACUAACACAAAGCAUAGCACAAAGUAAGUGAGAAAUAAGAAGAUGUUGAAACCUCUCUCUUUAUUGGUGGUCCUUCCAUUGAUAGCUCUUCCACUGUCCUACUCACACCCUCAAUGCCUUGAUUUCCAGCCACCUUAUGAGGACUCUCAAGUCUCUUACUGUACUGAGUACAAAGACUUCGGCUGCUGUGGGCGUGUGACGGACAGACGUGCUCGCAAGAGAGUGGACCACCUCCUCACUCGUACGCGGGCUGGUCUGCAACUCGGCCCAGAUUGUGAGCCGUAUCUCCGGAAUGUGAGCUGCAUUAGAUGCUCCCCCUAUGCUGCACACUUGUUUGAUAUAGAGGACAGCCGUGAUGGGAGGAAGUUCCCAUGGCUCUGCAGGGAGUAUUGUCAGGAGGCCUACCAACACUGUCGACGAAUCCUACUCAGAAUGUACAAGAUGAAAACGUAUGAUUUCGGACUCCGAAAAAACCCCAGUUCUCACGAAGUUCUGGUGAAUGACUCGAUCAAAUUCUGCUCUGAAGUGAUCCCAACCGAGUCCCCGUACUGCUAUCCCCGUGUACUCAAUGGACCACAGCUAGGUGGCUCUGUAGUGAAUACAAAUGGUACUCUCGACUGCUUGUGUGCUCUGCCCGUUGCUACAGGGCUAAGAAAUCCGGUGUUUGCUGUACAUAGUGGAGACCAUACUGGGAGGAUGUUUAUCGGAGAGCAGGUGGGCGUGGUCCGAGUUCUUACGUCCAAUAACACUUUGUUGUCUUCGCCGUUCCUGAAUAUUGAGUCUAAAGUGCUCACCUCCAGUAGGCGUGGUGACGAGAGAGGAAUGUUGGGCAUGGCUUUUCAUCCGAAGUUUACAGAGAACGGUCGUUUCUUUGUCUAUUACUCUGUACUGAUCAAUAACAAGCACUACAGUCGAGUGUCUGAGCUCACCGUCAGCUCAGGAAAUGGCAAUGUGGCUGAUCCUAACUCAGAGCGUGAGAUCCUGCGACUGUUACAACCUCGGUCAAACCACAAUGGAGGGCAGCUGCUCUUCAAGAACGGUUAUCUCCUGGUGUUCCUCGGAGAUGGGGGUGGGGCUGGUGAUUCGUUUGGUACUCCUGGCAAUGGCCAAAACACGAGAACGUGGUUAGGGUCAGUGCUGCGGCUAGACGUGGAUCAUAAGGACCCGGGGAAGGAGUACUCUAUCCCUACUGAUAAUCCAUUUGUCAACGACUCUAGUGGGCUUCCUGAGAUCUAUGCGUACGGCCUGCGUAACCCGUGGCGAUGCUCUUUGGACCGUGGGGACAGAGACACUGGAGAAGGUAGGGGGCGUGUCUUCUGUGGUGACGUGGGGCAGAGCAGCUACGAGGAGGUAGACAUUAUUGAGGCAGGGGGGAACUACGGGUGGCGGGCAUACGAAGGAAACCAGUGCUUCGAUGAAGAUCUCUGUUCUCAAGAGAGCCUGGGUCAUGUGAUUUCCCCUAUUGAUGUGUAUGACCACCAGUCCGUUGGAGUGUCCGUGACUGGAGGUUAUGUGUACAGAGGAUGUUUGUUUCCAAACUUGAGAGGACUCUAUGUUUACGGAGAUUACGGAACUGGAACUCUGCUUGCCCUGCGAGAGACGACCGAGGGAUGGGAGAGAAGUCGACUGUGCAUGGGUGGAGAGGGCUUGUGCACUGGAGACCUUGUCGGAACAGAGAGGUCACAGUUCAUUCUGUCGUUUGGAGAGGAUGAAGAUGGGGAGCUCUACGUGCUGACUACAUCAAAUGCCUCCCCUACAGCCAAAACAGGGACUGUCUACCAGCUUAUCGACCCUUCCAGACGAGCAAGGCCUAUAGAAUGCAAACGAAAUAUCAAGAAACUGAACUACCAAGGCUAAAAAGCCAACUAACAGUCAUUUAUUUUACAAAUCAUUUUAUUGCUUAAAUCUUUGUGACUUCAUAUCCUUUUGCUUACUGUCCACCCACACACUUGACAUAAAGUUCAAAAGGAAGUGGCUAACAUGAA